GCCACUGCCGCUUCUCCUCUGCACUCUUUUUGAGCCCAGAAGAUCCAACAAUCAGAAUGGAAGUGACCGUGGAUGACGUUAUGGUGCACGUCUCGGCCCAGGAGGAGCACGCCUCUCCCGACUACAUGGACACCAGGGACAAAGACAAACGCAGCCGUUCCUCAUCCUCAUCCUCGUCCUCGUCUUCCUCAUCCAGCUAUAAAGAUGAGGAAAAAGCCAAGGAGAAGGUGGAAACCAAAGUGAUGGAGAUGAAAACUGUCAUCCAGGAGACCAAAGCAGAGGAGGUGAACGGUGGAUCCCGACGCUCAUCAUCAUCAUCAUUAUCUUCCCUGGAGGCAGACAACGUCGAGGAUGGAAUGAUGAUGGCCUACAAGCACCAAGAGGUUGAGUCCAAAAUGGCCAAGGGGGAAGACCAGGUGGACUACGGCAUCAAGACCCUGGAGAACCUCACCCUGGACAAGAGCGCCCUUGCUCCGAUCGAGCCCGAGCAUCCAACGAUCUCGCUCUACGUCAAGGCGGGCAGCGAUGGCGAGAGUAUUGGCAACUGUCCUUUCUCUCAGCGUCUCUUCAUGAUUUUAUGGCUCAAAGGCGUCGUCUUCAAUGUCACCACCGUAGAUCUCAAGAGGAAGCCGGCCGACCUUAAUAACCUGGCGCCCGGCACCCACCCGCCGUUCCUCACCUACAACGGAGAAGUCAAAACGGAUAUCAAUAAGAUCGAAGAGUUCCUCGAGGAAAUGCUGGCGCCACCCAAGUAUCCCAAACUGGCAGCCAAACAUAGAGAGUCAAACACGGCGGGCAACGACAUCUUCGCCAAGUUCUCAGCAUUCAUCAAGAAUACCAAAAUGGAUGCCAACAAUGCGCUAGGGCAAGGUCUGACAAGGGCCCUACAGAAACUGGACGACUAUCUGAACAGUCCCCUGCCUGACGAGAUCGAUGCUAACAGUAGAGAGGAAGAAAAGGAGUCCAGAAGAAAGUUCCUGGAUGGAAAUGAGCUGACAUUGGCUGACUGCAACCUGCUGCCCAAACUGCACAUUGUCAAGGUGGUGGCCAAGAAGUACCGUAACUACGACAUCCCCUCGGAGAUGACGGGUAUCUGGCGCUACCUGAAGAACGCUGCCGCCCGUGACGAGUUCAACAACACGUGCGCCGCCGAUGCAGAGAUCGAGAUUGCCUACAAGGACGUGGCCAAGAGGCUCGCCAAGUAGCCUCUUAACUACCAAAACCUUCCUUUUUUCUCUCAGCCCUGCAGAGAUUUAUUAGUUUAAGGAUGCUCAAAUGCACUCAGAUGUGACGGAUGGUCCCACUCCUGCUGUCUGUGAGCUAUUUAUUCCUCAUGACACAAAGCUCCCUUUCACAUGUGCUGCAAAGCUUUGACUCACAGGCGUCGAGGCGGUUAGAUUUAUUUAUCCCCACGCCUGUGGACGUCUCGCCCGACUCACAUGUUUAUUAUUGAGCUCCCGCUGCGCCUCGUCUUCCCACGGGAUGGCGCGCCUACGAGCCGUCAACGUCAAAGUUCCUCUUGGUUGUCAUUAAACUUCACUUGUUUUGUCUC
Messenger RNA from Syngnathus typhle (broad-nosed pipefish), 1552 nucleotides. RefSeq names its product chloride intracellular channel 5b (gene clic5b). Lineage: Eukaryota; Metazoa; Chordata; Actinopteri; Syngnathiformes; Syngnathidae. The record is from RefSeq and is a predicted model, not a curated record. The transcript has 6 exons. Bases 57 to 1205 code for a protein of 382 amino acids.